Molecule: messenger RNA, 1458 nt
Organism: Annulohypoxylon truncatum
Lineage: Eukaryota; Fungi; Ascomycota; Sordariomycetes; Xylariales; Hypoxylaceae
Exons: 1
Coding region: 1-1458 (485 amino acids)
Source: RefSeq, a predicted model, not a curated record
AUGGAUAGACUUCACCCUUUCGAGCCAAUGCGCUCGGUAAUCCAGAAUGCCCUGCCACACACCACCGUCGAGUCUAUCAACCCCUUACCGUCCUGUCGCCUGCUAAGAUUCUUCAGUGCCAAGGUCUCAGAUGGUAGAACAGUACUUCUCAGCAUGACUCCACCUCCGAUCAUGAGGCUUCUCCGAUCUGAGAGGGCCAUGAACCUUUCAGAAACCCUCGUUACCAAGUGGAUUCUCGAAGAAGUACUCCAAUCUUCCACACAGGUUGAAAAUACUGGUCGCGGGAGCACCGAUGCCUAUCAACAUGUCGGAAUUCAGUCUGAGAGCGGCGGUCCUAGGAUCAGCCCUGAGGAAAUUGGAGAUUCGAGUGAGAGCAUGCUAAGGUUUCUUCCAAUCCUAGUCGCCCACUCUCCUUCGCCAGCAGAGCUCGGUUCUCCUUUCAACAUCUUCGAGCCGCCGAAAGGGGUUUCCAUCUCCGGGCUUCCAGCACCCUUGAAUGCAUCUGAGAGGAAGACAGUAGAUUUCCAACGAGGCCAACUCGUACGGCGGCUCUCUACCUUCACAUCACCAAAUGGAUUUUUUGGGCCAGCUAUAGCGGUCAUUGGGUCACAAUUUGAAUCUACAGAUCCACGCGGAGCGCAAUUAGCCAGCUUUGGUAUUCGUGGCGCCAGGACGUGGAGGCAGGCUUUCCAUGCUCUGUUAGAAGGCGUCCUACGAGAUGCAGAAGAUAUGGCCGUGACGUUUAGUUAUGAACCAAUCAGGGGCUACUUUAACAGAUUAGGGUAUCUACUAGAAGGUGUCACAACAGCCAGACUAGUAAUACUAGACGCGAGCGAUGAGUCCAACAUCUUGGUAUCGAGAUCCACUAAAUCCAACGAAAAGGGGGCAGAAUCUCACCCACACACAACACCUAUUCAUGAUCCGAACCGAAUUGAGAUAGAUUCCGCGAGUGAAAAAUCGCAGACAGAUAGGAGCGGGAAAGAAGGCAAGGAUGGAAAAUCCCCAGAAACGCAGCAGCCUAUCAUCGCUGUCACAGGAUUCCGCGACUGGAGCAAUUGCGUCUUCGGCGAUCCGCUCUUUGCCGAGGUCUUCAGUCGUGACCCGCCAUCCGAGUUCCUACGCGGCUUCAACUCCCAACAUAACGGCAGCAAUCUCGUCGAUGACCGUGAGAGCGUGCAAGCCCGCCUGCUUUUAUACGAGUGUUAUCACGCCACCGUAGGCGUUGUGAAACAAUUCUACCGCCCAGGUCCUAACAGCAGCGACCGCGAGAUCACGGCGCGUAGACGCUUAGUAGCUGCCUUGAAGAGGCUCCAAGAGGUUGACGAGGAGGUAUCUGGGAAAAGGCCUAGACGGCCCAGUGCUAACGUGGAGGUGUGGCCGGUGAAGAAGCCUAGGGGAGAUAGGGAUAGUCCUGGUCCCAGCUUCGGAAUGAAAGGCCCAGGGGCAGGCAUUAUUUGA